AUGCGAAAGUUGGAAUGGGACGACAUGGGAGUGAAGGUCGACGGUCGGAAGCUACACCAUUUGCGCUUUGCUGAUGACAUUGUACUGAUAACAACUAACACCAGCCAAGCGGGACGAAUGCUGACAGAAUUCGACGAAACAUGUGGAUGCAUCGGUUCAGGUGAAUCUGCAAAAGACUAUGUUCAUGCGCAACGGAUGGGUCUCGGAUGCCCCACGCUCAACGAAACGAACAUAUUUGAAUGCACCAGCUACGUUUAUCUGGGUCUGGAAUUAAACAUGAUGAAUGACCUGAUCCCCAAGCUGGGCAGGAGGAGACGAGCGGUUUGGGGAGCAUAUAAGAGCAUCGAGGACGUAGUGAAGAAGACCAGGAACACCUUGCUCCGUGCUCACCUCUUCAACACCACUGGGCGACUCUGGCACGCGAUCGGGACAAAUGAAAGAAUUACUGGCACCCGCUCAACCAGUUCGAAGAUCAACGGGAGUCAAGGUGUGGUCAAAGUGAAGUGCCGACCCCAUUAG
Molecule: messenger RNA, 519 nt
Organism: Necator americanus (New World hookworm)
Lineage: Eukaryota; Metazoa; Nematoda; Chromadorea; Rhabditida; Ancylostomatidae
Exons: 1
Coding region: 1-519 (172 amino acids)
Source: RefSeq, a predicted model, not a curated record